CAGCUUCCGCGCCCUCCACAGCUUCCUGAACACAUCCAUCCUGGCUGCGGCCUCUAGCCUCAUGGAGGACCCGGGGCUCUGGGUCGGACCGGUCGCAACUCAGCAGGACCGGGUGUGAGAGCCACAGACCGGCCGGUUGGAGAGUCUCAAAGCACCGCCGACCGUAGAGAGCCGGAGGAGGAAGAGGGAAGCAGUCUCUUGGAGCUGUGUGGACGGAAAACCGGGACCUGUGUCUGUGCCUCUGCAAGCACAGCAGCAUCAUGAGUGGAAACGCAGAGGGGGCUUUCCUCUCUCUGCCAAGGGAGUGAGGAGGGAAUCAGAAAAGAAGACGGGGACAAAAUAGAAGAAGGAAGAAGAGAGAAGGAAAAGCAGCAGAGGAAGACAGGGAAAAGAAAAAGGAGAAAAGGGAAGCACCAAACUUUUCUCUAAAGGGUCUUUUCCCCUCAUAACGAGACUCUUGUCGAGUCAAAGCACCCGGCUAUGAGGCUGUGAAUCCUUCUUCCUUCCUCUUACAAAGCUCUUCUUUAUUACGUGACCCUAUGUAUCCCAAAGUUGGACCCCCCGCUCAAAGCACAGGCACCCAUCUCUGGAUGCUUCUAUGCCCCCUGCUCUGUGCUCUGGUCCAGGCAAGGGGCGUCACUCUGAGCCCCGAGGACUUGCAGAGCACCGUUAGCGAGUCGCUGCCGGAGGACUGGACCGGCACGAUAAUCCAGCUGCAGCCAGGCUUGCAGACUGAAACCCAGAUGCCAACGGAAGUCCAGACAGAGACUCUGCCAACUCAGAGCACUACCAGCAACUACACAGGUUUUUCCUGUAUCCCGGUCCUGCCGCCACAUCGGGGUUCCUUCUACGUCGAGAGUGGCACAGGCGUGUCCAUUGGCAGCGUGUUGGCCUUCUGGUGCAGGGAGGGAUACCAGCUGGUCGGCAGCGAUAAGAUCUACUGCAACGUCAGGAACGGCAAAGCGCAGUGGAGCAACUACCUGCCUGUCUGCGAAGCGAUCCCCAGGCCUGAGGACCGUGGUCUGAGAGUGGCUGUGUUGGCUUCAGUGGUGAGUGGCGUUGUCAUCCUCGCCAUGUCCCUGUCCUUCCUCAUCUGCUGCCUGCAGGAACGAUCCAGUCGGGGCCGAGCCAAGAAAGAGGGACAGAGCAGUUGUCUCCUCCUCAGACGCAGAGACAAACGCUCGUCCCGUCGCAGCGAGUGUUGGCUGGAGAGAGAAGACGGUGAAUGGGAAGCUUUUCCUCCUCCCAAAAUCUUCCAUCUCUCCCAGAGGAUGAACCCCCAUCUGGCUCCAGACAGCCCCCUGUACCUGACUGGAGGGCUGGGUGGAUAUGAGAACAGAGGUUACCAGAGGAGUCAGGAGAGUUUGCUGAAGGCCUCCCUGCCCGGACUCUACCGCUCUGAGUCUCAGCUUUACCCGCAUGUGGUCCUGCAAAGGGUCCCAACUCCGACGGCCCCCUCCGCCCCUCUCGCUCCAUCCGCCCCCCUCUACCUCCACCUCCCCUCUUCCUCUGCCUCCACCCCCGCCCACACAGCUGCCCACGCUCAGCCUCACAUCAUGGCGCAGUAUCCUACCCCGACGUACCCACCCCACCCCAACACGGCUGUGCCCGCCUACCACCCAACACCGGCGCCUAUCUACCCUAAUCCUAACCCAGUACCACAGCGACCAUGGCAGUAGUGUGUCGUCCAUACUUUUGAGGCGCUGUGCCAUCCCUGCUGAAUAAGUUAAAGGGACUGCUUCACAGACAGGUUUUGGAGACACAUGGAGUUUUGCUCAUCUCUGUUUUCUCCCACCAAAAGGCUGCAGAUGCAAAGUUCCAAAGGAAGAAAAAGUGUCCAACUGGAGAUGCAGCCAGUGUAGAAGCGUCUUCUUUUACUGCAUGCUUGCUGAACUUCUGCAUUGGACUAAACAGGAACUGAACACAUUUUCUUGUCCAUAAUUCUUGCUGAACGGCUGCUGCUGCUGCUACGCUCUGCAAGAGGAGUGGGAUAACUUUAGCUUUCUUUAAACCGUCAGAAAAUACAAGAAAGCUUCAAGUAGCCGGUCGACAAGGGAACAUAGGAAGUUUUACUUUGAGGUGUGCUCAUUCGGUUCAACCGUUGUUUGAAGGAUCUGAAGCAUCAUCAAGGACUCUGUCAUGACUGUCAAAUCUCUCAGCAGUGUUAGUUUUAGUUGUUUUUUAAUUGCUUAUUGUAAAGAAAAAAGAUCCCUAUCCGCCUUCCUGAGGUCCACAUAAUAUAACAUAAUCUAAUCUAGACAGAUAUAUAUAUAUAUAUAUAUAUAUAUAUAUAUAUA
Etheostoma spectabile (orangethroat darter) is the source of this 2297-nucleotide messenger RNA. Its product is annotated as sushi domain-containing protein 3. Lineage: Eukaryota; Metazoa; Chordata; Actinopteri; Perciformes; Percidae. The coding region runs from base 540 to 1679 and encodes 379 amino acids. The record is from RefSeq and is a predicted model, not a curated record. The transcript is spliced from 6 exons.